Messenger RNA from Drepanopeziza brunnea f. sp. 'multigermtubi' MB_m1, 3375 nucleotides. NCBI's taxonomy places the organism in Eukaryota, Fungi, Ascomycota, Leotiomycetes, Helotiales, Drepanopezizaceae. The record is from RefSeq and is a predicted model, not a curated record.
AUGUCAUCAUCAUCUGGAAGAUCCGACCUCACCCUGGGCUACCUCCCUCCCGCACCGCUCAGUCGUUCCAACUCGUCGACGACAAAUAACUCUCCCACAGAAGCAUCCAGCGGGAACGCUCUCCGAUCGCCCUUUGGAUUGGCGGGUGGCUUGAACGCUGCAGGCAAGAUGGCCAACAACUCGCGAUCGGGGGCAGGCUCUCCAUCGCACGACUUGAGUGUCAACAGCAGAUUGUACUCCAAGAGAGCUCGAGAAAUCCAAGCCCAAGAGGGCCUCAUUCCUUGGGGACCUCCGACCAGCGGCAAUUCGACUCCCCUGCGCGAAACCAUCCCAGAGUCUCCAACGGAUGGCUUCCCCGACUUCGAACCACUCCCCGCCCCGGAAUCCCUCCCAGCCACCGCGCGCCGAGCACGAGCUGGCACCGUUCCAUCCCGAUUCUCGCCCGGAGGAGCUACAAAUGGAGCGGGCAGUGUCCCACCUCUGGCGAAGAGCUCGAGACCAGCAGCUCCCACGCAGACUUCGUUCCAGGGACCGUCUCCGGCCUCGGUAGGCGAGAUUCUCGAGAACACCAUCACGGCAAAUAACGCGGCGCUCCUCUCCAGACUUCGUGCCGGAUCCAUGCCACAGCGGAGCCAGUUUUCGAAUGGCCCCGGCCCCUUCGGCCCAUCUGUCUUCUCCACCAACUGGGCAUCUGGCCGAGAGCGCACCUCCACGCUGGCCAGCAUUGCCAGUCAGGGAUCGAACCAGCCCAGUUCUCCUGCCCAGUCAUCGUUCUCCCGAGAAGGGAACGGGGACAAUGACAUGCAGAUGAGAACCCUGGACUAUCUUGGACUGGCCGAUACCCCACAACAGCCGCGUGCUACGCUGGUACACCCGUACUUGGCCAACAUUGCAGAUAUCAACAAGAACAGAUUUCGCUCGUACUCGGUCAACGCCAAAGAAAAAUAUGCCGAGGAGGAGGAGGAAGAGCAGUACGCACAGAUGACUCCAUACGAGGCGCAACAAGCCCAGCUUCAGAUGCAGCUUGCCGCUACCAACGCGGCUAUCCAGGCUCACAACCACGCGGUCCAGGCAUACGCCAACCAGGCGUCUCUGAACCGACCCCGAGCUAGGACUGCGGGUGUCCUCGAUUCCCCGAACUCCAGGCUGUUGAAGAAUUAUUACCCUGUGAGCUCCCGACUGGAGAGCAGCGUCACAGCCUCUGACCUGGCCAUGAACGAGUCUCGGGAGUUCGACGAACUCACGGCUGCGGCAGCUGGCAUCUCCCUGGGUCGAUCAAGCAGCAGGAAUGACCACCUCAACCCAGACGAUAACCUGGAUGGCCCAACCCGCGCUCUGUGGCUCGGAAACAUCCCCGCGUCGACCACCAUGACGACGUUGACGGAGAUGUUCAAGGUCCACGGUUCCAUCGAGAACGUUCGUGUGCUCACCCACAAGAACUGCGGAUUCGUCAACUACCAUCACGUUGAAAGCGCCGCUCAGGCAAAGAACAUGAUGAACGGCACCGAGAUCUUCCCUGGCGCUGGACCGAUCCGCAUCAACUUUGCCAAGCCCCCUUCCCCUACCAGCACGCCUGGCCCCGAUGGCCAGUUCCCAUCUCCGAGCCCGGAUCCUUUCAAGAAGGAGGCCAAUGGUGCCAAUCCCGGCGCUGCUGGUGCCACCUCCCGCCCUGGAACUGCGCCCCUGACCCUCCCCGUCCUGGCAGAGAUGAAGACCGAUAUCCUGAGCAUUGUCGCCCAGUUCGGAGCGGAAGGGAAAGAUAUCCACAAGAUCACGGCCAGCUUGGGCUCUGCGAUUGGUUACGAGGGACACCAACAGGAGAUCCCCCCUAUCCACGAGCCCUCGCACAACCGGGUUCACGAUGCCCCCAAGCUUCGCGAUAUCCGGAAGAGGAUUGACAACCAGAGCUGGUCGCAGCAGGAGAUUGAAAACAUCGCUGCUGACAUGCUGCCUGAGAUUGCCGAGCUCUCUUCCGACUACCUGGGAAACACGGUCGUGCAGAAGCUGUUCGAGCAUUGCACAGAUGAUAUGAGAGACGCCAUGUUGACGGAGAUUGCUCCUCACAUGGCUGAGAUCGGUAUCGACGUCUGCAAGACCCCGAAGCAAAAGAGCAUGAUCAUCAAGAACCUGCAGCCCUACACCGUUCCGCUCUUCCUCGACCAGUACGGCAACUACGUCCUGCAAUGCUGCUUGAAGUUCGGAUCCCCAUUCAACGACUUCAUCUUCGAAUCCAUGCUGAGCCAGAUGUGGGAAAUUGCCCAGGGAAGGUACGGCGCCAGAGCGAUGCGCGCAUGCCUCGAGAGCCACCACUCUACCAGAGACCAACAGCGGAUGCUUGCUGCCGCCAUUGCGCUCCACAGUGUUCAGUUGGCUACUAACCAAAACGGUGCUCUCCUCCUCACCUGGUUCCUGGAUACCUGCAGCUUCCCUAACCGCCGGACCGUGCUGGCGCCUCAGCUCGUGCCUCAGCUCGUUCACCUGUGCACCCACAAGGUCGCCUACCUCACAGUUCUCAAGGUCAUCAACCAGAAGAAUGAACCGGAGGCCCGAGAUCUCAUCCUCAAGGCACUCUUCUUCUCCCAGAAUGACGAGACUCUGGAGGCCAUCCUUGCUGAUCACGCCUGUGGUGCUACUCUGAUCUUCAAGGUCCUCACCACUCCCUUCUUCGACGAGGGUAUGCGACCGGAGGUCGUUGAGAACGUGCGAAAUGUUCUCCAACGUCUCAAGGCUCAACCGGCGCAAGGCUACAAGCGAUUGAUGGAUGAGGUUGGACUCUCCACCAGAAACGCCAGCCAGGGCCCUAGCCGCGACCACGGCUCCACCGAGCGUCAGAGACCGGGCUCGCAGCACAGCCAAGCCAGCAGCCAAAUGCCGCCCCAGCAGUUUAGUAACGGCCAGUUCUUCCCACAGAUGCAGUCCGGCUACGAGAUGGGAAUGAACAUGCAACGUACCGAGAGCAUGGACUCGAACAUGGGACCCUACCCGUCCUAUGGUGUCCAAGCCCAGCUCUUCAACCCCUCGGCUGUCCAGAUCCCACCCAUCAACAUGCAACAAUUACAGUACCAGCAACAAAUCCUGGCCCGCGCCACGCCUCCGAUCAACAGUUUCUACCCUACCAUGCAAGCAGGUUUUGGUUAUGGAACUGGUAGCCCAUCGGUGGACAACUACCGCACCCCAGCUCCGAUCCAGCCUCCGCAGUCACAGAUCGGCGCUAGUCCGAUGCUCGCGGGCAGCACCUUCGCCCCCCCGGGCUUUGGAGGCAUGGGGAUUGGUGCAUACGGGUAUGCUGGGAUGGGUAUGGGAUAUGGCAUACAGCAGGAACAGCAGGUCAACUCCAGACGCGGACGCGUACGUACUUCCACUCCAGGGAAGUAG